UAAAAAGAGGGUGUGUCAAUCUCUAUUUAAAAAGGUUUGUUUCCAUGUACUCUUCUCACAUCAGUCUCUUCUGUCCUCUCGACCUUCACAAGUUUUCAUACAACUUUGCCACCAUGUCAGGGCUCGUCCAAGCGAUGUCACUCCUCAAGGUUACCUUUGAGAAGUAUGCUGGAAAAGAUGGAAACAAACAAAGUUUGACCAAGGCAGAACUCUCUGAUCUGCUCCGUGCUGAGCUUCCUCAGGCAGGCACUUCAUCCAAAGCCGAAGUGGACAAAUUCUUCAGCAUGUUGGAUAAUGACAAGGACGGGGUCGUUGAUUUCAAGGAGUACGUCACUUUUGUGGCAGCCCUCACUGCAUUCUUCAUAAAACUUUGUCAACAAUGUUUUCUCCUUCCAGCCACCAUGUCAGGGGUCGUGCAAGCAAUGACACUCCUCAAGGCUACCUUUGACGAGUACGCUGGAAAAGACGGAGACGAAGACACUAUGACCAAGGCAGAACUCAGUGAAAUGCUCCGUAAUGAGCUUCCUGAGGGAGGACCCAAAGCUGAAGUGGACGAUUUCUUCAGCAUGUUGGAUAACGACAAGGACGGGGUCGUUGAUUUCAAAGAGUUCGUCAGUUUUGUGACAGCCCUCGCUGUGAUGUGCUGCAGCUAAAUAAAUACUUUGGCAACACUGCUUCAAGAUUUUCUUACCUAUUUUAAUUUCUACUAGUGGUCCAACUUGCA
Messenger RNA from Thunnus maccoyii (southern bluefin tuna), 724 nucleotides. RefSeq lists its product as uncharacterized. NCBI's taxonomy places the organism in Eukaryota, Metazoa, Chordata, Actinopteri, Scombriformes, Scombridae. Bases 45 to 653 code for a protein of 202 amino acids. The transcript has 6 exons. The record is from RefSeq and is a predicted model, not a curated record. Gene Ontology annotation, molecular function: transition metal ion binding; calcium ion binding.